CGGCUGUGGGGGUGGAAGGCGGAGUUCAGACCAAUAAAGUCCUCUCUGAGACAACGGUGGAGUCAGAAGUUGUUCUCACUUUAACAGGAAUAAAGAGUGUAUUGUCAUUUACACUGCGGACCAACCCCUGGAAACUCGUUUGGACGCCGGUGAAAAGCGGACUAACAAGUGAGCAGUUUCACCUGCGGGACAAGUCACCUCGCGAUAGGUGCUGUAGACUGUAAAAUGAAGCACCUCUCAUUAUUGUGCAUGUAUGCACUGGUGACCUUGUAUGGCAAUAAGGGCGUGCUGUCCCGGGCUCCCUCCUACGGUGAACGGGGCUCUGAUCUUGGCAUACAGGUAUUUCAGCAAGUAGUCCGCUCCAAGCCCCUGGAAAACGUGGUGCUUUCACCCCACGGGGUAGCUUCCAUCCUUGGGAUGUUGCUACCAGGAGCCCAUGGAGAGACUCGGAAGCAGGUCUUGAACGCUCUUCGUUACAAGAGAAGUGGUCCGUACAAAAUGUUGAAGAAGCUGCACAAGACCUUGAUUGCUAAAUCCAACAAGGACAUUGUGCUGAUAAGCAACGGCAUGUUCACCCAGGAGGGCUUCCCCAUGAAGGAGGCCUUUGUAGACACCAACAAAGUCAACUUCCAAUGUGAGAGCAGGACCCUGAACUUCAACAACUCCCGUGGGGCAGCAGAUGAAAUCAAUGAAUGGAUCAAGAAUAAGACCAAAGGUCACAUCCCCAGCUUGAUCAAAGCAGACAUGCUGGACUCAGGUCUGACCCGUCUAGUCGCUGUCAACUCAAUCUACUUCAAAGGCUCAUGGAAGUCUCGCUUCCAGGCUGAGAACACCAAGAUGAGGCCCUUCAACUCGGGCAAUGGAAAGAUUUAUAAAGUUCCAAUGAUGUCCCAACUGUCGGUCUUCAACAUGGGCAUUGCCACCACACCCCAGGGACUGAAAUACAAGGUGAUUGAGUUGCCCUACCACGGCAACACGAUCAGCAUGCUGAUUGUUCUGCCCAUUGAAGAGGACACGCCUCUGUCCCGUGUUAUCCCACACAUCAGCACAGCCACGGUGCAGAACUGGGCCAAACUGAUGCACAUGAGAAAAGUCCGCCUGCUCAUCCCCAAGUUUACUGCUGAUGAAGAGGUAGAUUUGAAAGCCCCCCUUACAGCACUGGGAAUAACAAACAUGUUCAGUCAGGGCAAAGCCGACUUCAGACACCUCAGUGCUGAACCUGUGUAUGUAUCAAAGGCCCUCCAGAAAGCCAAAGUUGUGGUGAAUGAAGAUGGAACAAAAGCAGCAGCUGCCACUACUGCCAUUUUGCUAGCUCGGUCCUCUCCGCCUUGGGUUACAGUGGACAGACCUUUCCUCUUCCUCAUCAGACAUAACCCAACAGGUACCGUUCUCUUUAUGGGCCAGAUCAACCAGCCUUGAGCCCAGCCAUCACUGGCCAGCCCCUGGUAGCAUCGUAGGCCAGCACGGGAAAUGCUUCUACACUGCCACGCAUGAACACACACAUGUACACACCCCCACAUACACACACACACACACACCAACUUUGCUGUAGACUUAUGUACAUUGUGGACAUAUGUUAAAUGUUUUUAAAUAUUGCAUUUUAUGUUACCAAUUUUCUGUAAUGCAUAACAUGCUUUUUGAAAUGUUCUGCAGACUAAAUUUUCCAGCUGUUUUAAAUUUUUUGUGUACUUCUUUGUUUUGAAUUUAUUCCAUUUUUAAGACUUUGAAUGUCAAUUGUGUAUUUUCUCAUGUCUGGUUUAUCGUGUCAGCGUUUCAGUUCUCCAUCUUAAGUCAUGUCACUCCAGUCAGUUCGAAAUUUCACUCCUACGUUAUGGCAAUGUACAUCACAUCUUCAACAGCUCGCAUUCAGCAACUUUACAAUAAUUGUUUCCCUCAUUGAAGAAGACUUAUGUUAUCAUACUUGCUUCAUGUUUGUUCCAAUCAAUACAUAUAUUUAUAACAAGAAA
This is a messenger RNA of Micropterus salmoides (largemouth bass), 1967 nucleotides long. It is a transcript of the gene serpine2, whose product is annotated as serpin peptidase inhibitor, clade E (nexin, plasminogen activator inhibitor type 1), member 2. Gene Ontology annotation, biological process: negative regulation of plasminogen activation; negative regulation of endopeptidase activity. Bases 226 to 1419 code for a protein of 397 amino acids. Lineage: Eukaryota; Metazoa; Chordata; Actinopteri; Centrarchiformes; Centrarchidae. The transcript is spliced from 9 exons. Gene Ontology annotation, molecular function: serine-type endopeptidase inhibitor activity. The record is from RefSeq and is a predicted model, not a curated record.